AUGGAUAGAAAUGCAAAACGCCGCAAACGUUAUGCAGAGAUGCCCCCAGAAAGGAAGGAUGAACUUUUAAGCUGCCAAAGGGCAGCUAGCGCGCGUCGUUACGCACAAAUGCCACAGGAUAAAAAGGAUGCUCUUUUACGCCGUCGGAGGGAGGCUAAUGCUUCAAAGAAGCACAAAAUGCCCACUUCUGCCUCUGAUUGUGUGUCAAAACCCGGCACUUCUAGGAGAAAACGUCCAGCUAACGCUCAAAAAACUCCGUUAGUUCCUGUAGGGACAGCCAUUAGUACUCCUGAUGCUUUUAUACACCCUGUUCCUACUCAAAAUGUUGAUCCUCUGGUCAGUGAUGAGUUAGCCAGUACUAAAAAUGCUGAUCCUCUGGUCAGUGAUGAGCUAGCCAGUAGAGCCUCACAUUCUUUUGCCAUUCAGUCAGAAGACGUGCUAGACGGUGCUCCAUUACCGCACCUGUUCAGCUCUACAAAUACUUCAUUGGAGUGUGAAAAGCAUGCUUCCUCCUCUGUUCAUGCAAAUUCCAUUCCUUCUAAUGGUCAACAAGGUCAUCAGCGAAACUCUAGGAAAACUAUUCGCUCUCAUUUAGAAAGGAUUCCUGACCGUUCUUUGCUUCUCCCUGAAUCUCCAAGUUGUCAGUAUUGUGGAGCUAUAAGGUUCCAUUUAGAACCUCCUAAUUUCUGCUGUUCAGGAGGGGAAGUUUCGCUUGUCACUUCAACAAUGCCUUAUGAUCUGCGCCGCCUCUUCAUCGGUGAUGAUGAAGAAUGUGACCAUUUCAGGAAGAAUGCUCGUACAUACAAUAACAAUGUUUCUUUCACUACUUUUGCUGCAAAGUAUGAUCCAGAACUGACGAAAAAUAAGCACGGUGUUUAUACGUUUCGCGUGCAGGGCCAAGUAUAUCACUUUCUUGAUAGCUUGGUCUCACGCCGUCGCAAUCCAUCUGGUAUUCAGUUGUACUUUUUUGAUACCGAUGAGGAACUUGCAAGGAGGCUUGAUGCUUCCUCUCGGCUGCGCGAAAACACCCUUAAAUUGCUUAUGCGCAUUUUAGCUAGCAAUCCUUAUGCCAGGUUCUUUAAGGAUUUGCGUCAUGUUCCUGAUCUCGAACACCAUAGAAUUGUGCUUAAUUGCAAUCCAUCUCUUGAUCAGCGUGUAUAUAAUCUUCCAUCAGCUUCUCAAGUUGCUGCUAUAUGGAUUGAAACUGAUGGUGAAUCAGUAGAUAAGUCUGUCCAUAUUCAGGUUUAUAGUCAUUCCGAUCAAAGUCAUAUGAUUAAGCAUUAUUAUGCUUGCUAUGACUCUUUGCAGUACCCUUUAUUAUUCCCUCGUGGUGAGUCUGGAUGGCAUCAUGGAAUUCAGAGGAUUACGUUCGAAAAUAGGAAACGAUUACGUCAUGUUUGUGAGGAUGAUAUUCCUAUUGAUCCAGCUUCUAUCAGUCGUCCAUCUGAUCUGAUUAAUCUGGAACAAAGAGUCGCUGAUCGUGGCAAGAAACAGAAAACUAAUGUCACGGCUAGGGAAUACUACUGUUAUAAGUUUCAAAUGAGAACUGAUGAUGAGUCCAUGUUGUUACAUGCCUUGAGAUUGUUACAGCAGUAUGUUGUUGAUAUAUACGUUAAGAUAGAGACAUCUAGGCUUGAUUUUCACAGAAGAAAACAGAAUACGAUUCGGACUGAAGCUCUCCAAGGAAUAAUGGAUAGUGUCUCUUUAGGCCAAACCUCAGGUUCUAAAGUUGGCCGACGAAUAUAUUUGCCAGCUUCCUUUCUCGGAGGGCCGCAGGAUAUGCGGCGUAGAUAUCUUGAUGCAAUGGCUUUAGUGCAAAAAUUUGGAAAGCCUGACAUUUUUUUGACCAUGACAUGCAAUCCACUAUGGCCAGAAAUUCAGGAAAAUCUGAAAUACAAGGAAAAACCUCAGGACAGACCCGAUCUUUUAGCUAGAGUGUUCAGGGCAAAGUUUGAAAUGCUGAAAGCAGAGAUCAUUACAAAGAAAAUCUUUGGAGACGUAGCAGCCUAUGCUUAUGUCAUUGAAUUUCAAAAAAGAGGUUUUCCUCAUGCUCACCUACUACUGAUAUUGAAACCGCAGUUUAAGCCUCUUAAUCCAGAAGCAUAUGAUAAAAUUGUUUCCGCUGAGCUGCCUGAUCGUAAAGAACAUCCUCAUCUUUAUUCUCUUGUUGUAAGGCACAUGAUACAUGGACCUUGUGGACAAAUGAACAAAAAUAGUCCUUGUAUGAAAAACAGUGUUUGCAAAAAUCAUUAUCCCAAGGGGUAUUCUGAGCAUACGACUCACGGCCAUGACCUUGUCAACUUCCACAUCAUAGCUGAUGAAACACCUCAAGAUGUUGAUGAGAUCAAGGAGUUUCAGCGCGGUCGAUGGCUCUUAGAAAAAAUUGAUUUCUCAAAAACUAUGUUAACUGAGUUCUUUAGAAUGAACCGUGUCAACAAGAAAGCUCAAAACCUCAGAUGUUUGUAUAAAGAUUUUGCUCAGCACUUUGUUUGGACACCUGCUAAAAGAAAAUGGACCGAAAGAAGUAAGCAGAAAGUUAUUGGCAGGUUAGUCACUGUUAAACCAAGCGAAGGUGAUAGGUAUUAUUUAAGGCUUCUUCUCUCCCAUGUUCGAGCUCCUACCUCAUUUGAUGACUUGUUGACUGUUAAUGGAUGUAAACUAGCUUCAUUUAGAGCUGCUGCUUUAAAACUUGGCCUCUUAGACUCUGAUUCUUACAUUGAGGCGACACUUGAAGAAGCGGCUGGUUUUCAAAUGCUUUCUUCACUGAGAUUUUUAUUUGCUACUUUGCUUUUGCAUUGUGCUCCAACAAAUCCAAGUCUUCUGUGGGAAAAAUUUGAAGUGGAACUUUCGAGGGACUUUGAACGAGCGCAAGUACAGGCUCAUUGUUGUUCAGCUGCUGAGAUAAGACGGAAGGUUUUGUUUGAUAUUAACAGAUCGCUCCAACAUAUGGGGAGGCAUAUCAGUGAGUACAGGUUAGUAGCAGACGAUAUUACUUUUAGCUGUCAUGAGAGCAUGACUAAGGAAGUUGACAGUGAAAAGAGUAUUGUGAGCUUUUUCAUUGAUGGCCCGAGGGGGACGGGAAAAACAUUUUUAUAUCGCUCUCUUCUUGCAACACUUAGAUCACAGGGAUACAUUGCAAUAGUUGUAGCAACUUCAGGAGUUGCAGCAUCGAUUCUUUCUGGAGGAAGAACUGCUCACUCCAGAUUUAAGAUUCCAUUGGACUUUUCCAGGAAUAAACCCUGUCAGUUGAGCAAGCAAAGCAGCAUGGCUCAUUUAAUCAUUCAAUGCAAGUUGUUCUUGUGGGAUGAAGCGUCAAUGGCAAAAAAGGAGACUAUUGAAGCAUUUGAUGAAUUACUCAAAGAUCUAAUGGAGACUGCUGAUCCUUUUGGAGGCAAGGUUGUAGUUUUUGGGGGCGAUUUUCGCCAAACUCUUCCUGUCAUUCAAGGAGUAACUAAGGACCAGUUAAUUCAGGCUAGCCUCCUGCAUUCUUCGUUAUGGUCUAAGAUGCACAAAAUAAAGUUAACACAGAACAUGAGGGCUGUCUUAGAUCCUGCAUUUUCACAAUUCUUGCUCGCAGUUGGGGAAGGUUCAGAACCUGUUGAUGCAGAUAACCAAAUUUGCUUGCCAAGUCAUAUGGUUAUACCAUUCCACAACAUGAAAGAGUCUUUUGACAGGUUGGUAGCUUACACAUUUCCAGAUUUGAACCUCUAUUCAUCUGAUCCUUAUGAAAUGAUCAGUAGAUGUAUUUUAACCCCAAAAAACACCUCUGUGGAAGACAUCAAUGAUGUGAUGAUUCAGAGGUUUCCUGGACAACUUUUUAGUUAUACAAGCUCUGACCAAACUGUUGAUCAGAGAUUUCAGGCAGAUUACGAGGAUUUUUUAAAUUCUCAAAAUCCAAAGGGUCUUCCUCCACACAAACUCAUGCUGAAAGAAAACUGUCCCUUAAUCUUGCUCAGGAACCUAAAUCCAGCUGAAGGAUUGUGCAAUGGCACGAGACUUAUCUGUCGACAGCUAAAACGGCACACUAUCUGUGCUGAGAUUGCUUUUGGUCAGUAUAAAGGGAAACAGAUUUUCAUUCCCAGAAUUCCAUUGCAGAUACCUGAUAAUGAAAAAAAUGGCAUUCCGUUCAUCAGAACACAAUUUCCGGUUCGCCUUUGUUUUGCAAUGACAAUUAACAAGGCUCAAGGCCAAACUCUUGACUAUGUUGGUGUAUAUCUAAAGGAACCCGUAUUUUCUCAUGGCCAAUUAUACGUUGCACUCUCUAGAGCAAAAACUGCUGAUGCCGUUAAAGUUCUCAUACUUCCAGGGACUUUUGCUGAAGUAAAAACCGACUGUAAAACAAGGAAUAUUGUGUUUGAUGAAAUAUUGCAAUUGAUGGCUACUGUAUUAUCUAUCGCUGAUGUUGAGGUCGGGAUGGAGAAGUGGACAGCGAAGGUUACUGUCCAGGAGAAACAGCAGGUUACCUCAUCGAUUAGCACACCAACUAGGAAACAAAAAUUUAUCUUUAUUGAUUCUGAGGGAUCAAAGGUUGAAGGAAUCAUCUUUAAUUCUGACAUUGCUAUAAUGAGCCCCAGAAUAGAGGUUUACAAAAAAUACCUCAUCUCCAAUGCUCAGGUGAAAAGGAUCCCUGAUAACUUUAGAACCACUGAGCUGACAAAGCAAUGGAUAAUCACCAGUCGCACUAUUAUUGAAGAGAUUGUAGAUGAUGAGGAUGUUAUAGUUGCAAAGUUUACGUAUACCAAAUUUAGGGACUUGGCACAGUACAUGGAUCGAAAGGACAUUUCUGUUGGCUUACUUUUACAGUUCCUCUCACUAGAUAUUAUGGGAAUUGUUAUUGCUGCGUUGGAUGAAAGGAAUGUCACAAUUAAUUCAAAGGAAGCCCGAGUCCAGAAGCUUGUCAUUGUUAAUGAAGAAUUGCAGACACUUAUGCUAUCUAUGUGGAAUGCUUUUAUUGAUAAUGAAGGCUCCAAGAUUAUCUCGGACAUUCAGAACUAUCCUGUUCUUAUUGGAAGAAGGCUAAAGGUUCCAAAUUACAAUGGUCGGUAUAACAGUGUAGCUCUUUCUACUUGGUUUGAUUCAGCAGUCCUUGUGAAUCCACCUAUUCAGGAAGCAAUGGAGCUCAAGAACUGGGCAAGUAGAAAUGCCAAAUGCCUUGCAGACAUUGUCGAAAAGCGAACUUACAAUCGCUACAAUCCUGAUAUCUCUUGCCAAGCAGAUCAAAAGACUACUGAUAUAUCAAAUAUCAGCUCAAAACACAAGGUACUGUCCUGA
Molecule: messenger RNA, 5271 nt
Organism: Coffea arabica (coffee)
Lineage: Eukaryota; Viridiplantae; Streptophyta; Magnoliopsida; Gentianales; Rubiaceae
Source: RefSeq, a predicted model, not a curated record